AUGUCCGACCAAUCUACUGCGCGGGAAUCCGCAUUCGAGGAUGAAAUGGAGGGCCAGGAUUCCAAUCGACGAACUAUCAUCGACAGAGUCAAAUCGGCCUGGAAUAAGACUGGUUUGGAUCGACAGUCGAUUCUUUUGAUGAUAAAAGGCGCAAUUGCCCCAACAAUUGGUCUCGCCAUUUUCCAGGCAGAUUCUAUUGCGGUAUAUUUCACGACUUCUGGCUACCUGAUAGCCAUCAUCUCGGUGCUAGGAUUUUCGAUUAUGCCCCGGGCAAAGUUUGUGCAAAUGAUGGUGCUCGACAUACUCGCAGUCUGUGUGGCGGCCGCCGUUGCUAUGCUCAUGAUGUAUGCUACGGUCAAGGCACGCGAACAAUCGACUGAUUCGGACCAGUCCCUGACAACUAGCUCUGGUUUCGCGCCAUACAAUUCGUCUGCUUCGGUGACUAGUGGAGUCUUUCUGUUCUUCCAAACCUACUUGGUUCAUUCGUUUCGGGCCAAAUAUCAGCAGUUUCAGUUCCCUGUUAUCAUCUACUCCAUUGUGGCGAACGUCACCUUCUCUUUUGCUCCGUUGCUACCUACCAUGCCUGCGGCGACAUCAAUGGUCCGUCGAAUCCUAGAAGCAGGGUUGUUGGGAUUGGGGCUAUCUACCGGAGUGUCGUUUUUCGUCUUUCCCCUCUCUUGCCGAACAGUAGUGUUCAAGCAAAUGGAAGGCUAUAUCGGGGCCUUACGCUCUACUCUCAAGGCACACACUGCUUAUUUCGAAGCCCUGGAGAGCGAUAAUGUCUUCGGUCGGACAGCGACCUACGACUCGACAGUGGAGAAGAUUGACAAACACGGCAAGGUAUAUACACCUGAAGCAGCGACAAUUCGAAAAGCAGUGCAGAAAAUAACCGAGCUUCACGGAAAAAUGAGUGGUGAUUUGACUUUUGCGAAACGUGAAAUCGCGAUUGGUCAACUGGGCCCUGAUGAUCUUCAGUCCAUAUUCCGGCAUCUCCGCCAAACUAUGAUACCUGUGGUCGGUCUCAGCUUCAUAGUUGAUAUCUUUGAGCGACUCUCGGAGUACAAUAGGUGGAACGAGCCGAUUGACCCAUCAACCGUUAUAUCGGUAGACCUCCGCGACCGCGCGGUACACGAGUGGAAUGAGAUCAUGAGCGCAGUUCAUGACCCAUUUGUUUCUAUGAUUCAAACCAUCGAUGAGGGCCUCCAGCACGUUGGGUUGACUAUGAAGUUGACAAAACCUCCAAAAACAACCAAACCUGCGUCAGACCCCGAGGCAUCCGCGAACCCACUCCCAGGUGACAAGGGUUUCCGAACUCACUUGGAAAAGAAAUUGUCUGAUUUCAAGAUCGCUAAGCGGCUUGCCUUGCGCGCAUGGAGCGAGGAAAAGGGCAUCACUCUUCCUCCUGACUUCUUCGAGCAUCCAGCGACGGCGCAUCUGGAAAUGGAAGACCUGCCUAUAGAUGGGUCCGCCAAUCGAGACCGAGCGCGGAGACAGCUAUAUCUCUUUCUCUAUAUGGACCAACUCUUGGCUUCUGCUGGCCACACAGUUCUUGACUUUGUCCGAUACGCCGACCGAAAAGCUGAGAGUGGAAAGCUCUCAAGGACCCGACUCAUUAUUCCGGGUAGUAAACGGCUUCGCAAAUGGAUUCUGAGCAUCUUCAAGACAGAUGACUCUCAUGGGGAGGAUCACUUGGGGGAUGUAAAUGCCCAUAAUGGUGUGCUCCAACUCGGGGAAGCGUACAGAGCCCGAAAAGACCCAGAGCACCUGCCUGCGACAACGACAUUCGAAAAAAUCGGUGACAAAGUUCGACGAAUACCCUCAAUGCUGCGCUCACCUGAGUCGGCUUACGGGUUUCGAGUUGCAUGCGCCACCAUGACUAUCGCCGUCGUCUACUUCAUCCGAGAUACCCAGGAAUUCUUCAUCAGGCAGCGCUUUGUCUGGGCCAUUAUCAUGGUCAACUUGAGCAUGUCUCCAACGUCUGGACAGAGUAUCUUUGGUUUUACCCUCCGAAUUCUGGGAACUAUACUAGCAAUGGUGCUCAGCUUCCUGUGUUGGUACAUCCCUGGGCAGAGAACUGCUGGCAUCCUCGUUUUCUUCUUUCUUUUUGUUGCAUGUGCGUUCUACAUUCCGGUUAAACAGUUCCGUUUUCGAAUUGCAGGUAUCAUCACCAUCAUCUCCACCGCCAUGAUAGUCGGAUAUGAGCUGCAGGCCCGCAAAAUCGGAGAACAGAAUGUGGCCGCAAAUGGGCAGACGUACUAUCCAAUCUACCUUCUUGCGCCCUAUCGGGUGGCGGUGGUGGUAGGGGGAAUAGCCGUGGCCUUCUUUUGGACCUUCUUCCCUUACCCAAUCUCCGAGCAUUCCGUUCUGCGGCAGAAUCUGGGCUCGAGCCUGUACCUUCUUGCUAAUUACUAUUCAAUCAUCCACGAAACGGUGACUGCAAGGAUGCGAGGUGAUGAAGGGGAGGUCGCACUCAAGACUGCGGCGGGAAAAAGACUCCUCAAGGCACGAAACAAAGUGUUUUCGAAACAGAUGAUCAUGCUGAGCAGUCUUCGUACGUACUCCGAGUUCCUCAAAUGGGAAGUGCCUAUUGGGGGUCGCUUCCCCAAAGAUCAGUAUGACCGCAUCAUUACUUGUAUUGAGAAUAUUGUCAACUACCUAAGUCUUCUGGGAUACGCAUCAGACUCGCUCAAACUACUGGGAAACGAUGACGAAUCCGACUCUGCUUGGCUCAACGAUUUGAAAAGAUUGAUUGCCAGCGCCCGGGUUACAACCCACCAAGUGACUACUGUUUUAUGUCUCCUCUCCGCAAGUCUCACAAAUCAGCAGCCUUUGCCUCCUUUUCUGAAGACCCCUCGGCCAUAUAGCUUCUCAAAGCGUCUGGAACAGUUGGACAGGAGCAUUCUCAGCCUUAGGCAUAUAGCUGAACCCGGUUUUGCAACGUUUGCAGUUCUCCAGAUCUCCACAAGAUGUAUUGUUGGCGAUGUCGAAAGAUUGAUGAAGGAUGUAAGGACCCUCGUUGGAGAGCUUGACUUUUCAUUCCACGCCUUGAGUACUCGACAUGGCAGCCUAUCUACAGCCGAUGUUUCGCGAGCACCGUCACAGGCCCCUACAGAACGGAACAAGCUCGACUGAGCGGUAUAUACAUAUAGCAAAUGCGCAUGUUGGAAAUAGAGAACCACAACAAUUGAAAGUCUUUCUGUUUCAUUGUGCUCUUAGAACCCUGGCCCUGCUUUAUACUGAUGCUCCCAACUUGUACAGAUACACCACUGGCCACUAGUAUAGGAGUUUCCGAAACGCCUGUUACGUAUUGGCCCUGACCCUGAUUUACGGGGAAGGUGUUUAGGAUGAUGUUGUUACCCGCGCUGGUGCGAUCUGUGCUCGCAUACCAGACGCUUACCGCAGCGAAUAGGAUUGCCGAUUGAAGGGGUG
Molecule: messenger RNA, 3429 nt
Organism: Aspergillus calidoustus
Lineage: Eukaryota; Fungi; Ascomycota; Eurotiomycetes; Eurotiales; Aspergillaceae
Source: the annotation of a GenBank genome assembly